AAGCAAAAACUCUUUCCUUCAUAUAUACAAGAACCCCCUUUUCAUUUCCCUCUGUGCAACAAAACAAAAAGGGAACUUCUCUUAUCCGAUUCUGAAGCAGAAAACUAGCUACAGAAUCUUCAGAUUCUCAAGAAACCAAGAGAGUCUUUUUAGACAGAAUCAUCAAAGAUUUUACUUUUUAGCCUCAGAUCUGCCACUGUUGAAGCAAACACAGUCCUGAGGUAUCUAUCACAACUAUGAUUAACGUUAUGAAUCCGAUGAGAAGCGGAUCAGAGAAAGGCUUAGAUCCUCAACUAUGGCAUGCAUGUGCUGGUGGCAUGGUUCGUAUGCCACCUAUGAACUCCAAAGUCUUCUACUUCCCUCAAGGCCACGCCGAGAACGCUUACGAUCGUGUCGAUUUCAAGAACCUCCCUCUCCCUCCGAUGAUUCUAUGCCGUGUCUUGGCCAUCAAGUACAUGGCCGACCCCGAAUCCGACGAGGUUUUCGCCAAACUGAGACUGAUUCCUCUAAAAGACGACGACUUCGUCGAUCACGAUGGCCGCCAAGAUAGUAGCGGUUUUUCGGAGAGUAACAGCAGCGAGAAAACGCCGUCGUUUGCAAAGACUCUGACUCAGUCCGAUGCUAACAACGGUGGAGGGUUCUCUGUUCCGCGUUACUGCGCGGAGACGAUCUUCCCGAGGUUGGAUUACAACGCUGAGCCACCAGUUCAGACCAUUCUCGCCAAGGAUGUUCACGGAGACGUGUGGAAGUUCAGACAUAUCUACAGAGGCACACCGCGUCGACACCUUCUCACGACCGGUUGGAGUAACUUCGUGAACCAGAAGAAGCUCGUGGCUGGAGACUCCAUCGUGUUCAUGAGAGCUGAGAACGGAGAUCUCUGCGUAGGGAUCAGGAGAGCUAAGAGAGGAGGAAUCGGUGGUAACGGACCUGAGUAUUCAGCGGGUUGGAACCCUAUUGGUGGAAGCUGUGGCGGCUACUCUUCUCUUUUGAGGGAUGAUAGUAGCUCUUCUCUUGCGGAUAGGAAAGGGAAAGUGACGGCUGAGUCUGUUGUGGAAGCGGCCGCGCUUGCUGUUAGCGGGAGAGCUUUCGAAGUUGUGUACUAUCCUAGGGCUAGCUCGUCUGAGUUUUGCGUCAAGGCGUUGGAUGCUAGGGCUGCGAUGAGGAUUCCUUGGUGCUCAGGUAUGAGGUUUAAGAUGGCGUUUGAGACGGAAGAUUCUUCUAGGAUUAGUUGGUUUAUGGGGACUGUUUCAGCUGUUAGUGUCUCUGAUCCUAUCCGUUGGCCUAACUCUCCUUGGCGACUUUUACAGGUGGCGUGGGAUGAGCCUGAUCUACUCCAAAACGUGAAGCGGGUUAACCCGUGGUUGGUCGAGUUGGUAUCCAACGUACAUCCGAUGCCACUCCCUUCCUUUUCGCCGCCGAGGAAAAAGAUGAGGCUUCCUCAGCAUCAGGAUUACAACAACACUCGGAUCUCAGUACCUUCUUUCCCAAGCAAUCCUCUUAUCAGAUCAUCAAACCCGUUAAGCUCUGUUCUGGACAAUGUUCCCGUGGGUUUACAGGGAGCCAGGCAUAAUGCUCAUCAGUACUACGGGCUAUCAUCUUCUGAUCUCCACCAUUACUACUUAAACCGACCUCCUCCUCCUCCUCCUCCUCCUCCAUCAUCAACUCCUCUAGGGUUUCGAAACAUUGAUAGCAAAAACGAGAAAGGGUUUUGCUUCUUGACUAUGGGAACGUCACCGUGCAGUGAUACAGAAUCUAAGAAGUCACACAUCGUGUUGUUCGGAAAGCUCAUAUUACCCGAGGAGCAGAAAGGGUCAACGGACGCAGAGAAGACGCAGAUCCCACCAGGUUGCUCUAACAAGGCUCAUGACGCAUUGGGUUUGGAGACAGGGCAUUGUAAAGUGUUUAUGGAGUCGGACGAUGUGGGUCGAACCUUAGACCUGUCGGUUCUUGGUUCGUACGAAGAGUUGAGUAGGAAACUCUCUGACAUGUUUGGUAUUCAAAAGUCUGAGAUGUUGAGCUCUGUUCUCUAUAGGGAUGCAUCAGGAGCCAUCAAAUACCCAGGAAAAGAACCUUUCAGUGAGUUCUUGAAGACAGCUCGGAGAUUGACGAUUCUGACUGAGCAAGGAAGCGAGAGCGUUGUAGUAUAAGUGGGUUGAGUGUUUUUCUUGGAGCUUGGAAGUCAAAGCUUCAAGCCUGCAGUUUCUUUCUUUUUUUAAAUAUUUAUUUUGGUUCCAUUAUUUUGGAUUAUGUAAUUUUCGAAAUAUACAGUCAAUCUAUUUGCAAAUAAAAUAGAUUUAUCAUUUCUUGAUAUGAUGUCAAUUUAUUUACAAAAUGUAAAUCUAUUGAUUAUAGCUUUGUACAACUAAAACCUGGUGAUCGAAUUAAUCUUUAAAUAGCUUUUUUCUUU
Molecule: messenger RNA, 2407 nt
Organism: Raphanus sativus (radish)
Lineage: Eukaryota; Viridiplantae; Streptophyta; Magnoliopsida; Brassicales; Brassicaceae
Product: auxin response factor 16
Exons: 4
Coding region: 237-2147 (636 amino acids)
Biological process (GO): regulation of DNA-templated transcription; response to hormone
Cellular component (GO): nucleus
Molecular function (GO): protein binding; DNA binding
Source: RefSeq, a predicted model, not a curated record